UCAAUGGGGAAGUGCAUUAACUAAAUCGAUUACUCAUGCAUUCUUCUACAAAAAAAAUUGUUCGUGUCCUUUUCGUGUGGUUUUGUGAGAUUUCAGAUAGUCAUAUUGUUUUCUCUAUAAAAUGCCUGCAAAAUCGAAAUCAUUUCAAGUUCUCCAAUAGUUGUCCAAGACUGAACACCUUGAAAAUGCAUAUUGAACUGGUUUUCGUUUUACUGAUUUUGGGCGUUGUAAUCACUGCAACUCCAGUACCAAACGAAGAUGAACCUUUUCAACUACAACAUGUGCAAACUGAGCAAUAUCAUACCAAAGAGCAUCUAUUUCUACAGAGUAUGGAAUGGCUGAAAAUCUUAUUCGAACAAAUCAUGAAAAUGCUGCAGUUUCCGCUACGAGUACCAGUGAAUCCAGAGGUGGAAAAUUUUCCAUUCACAAAAUCUGAAAACAGCAUUCAGAAUAAUUGAUUGUGAUGUCCCAUGUAAUCCCGUACACCAAUAAUUGUGAUACUUGGUUAUUUUAUGAUAUCUUAAUAAUCUUCAGACCAGCAUAUAAAAAAAUGGAAUAUUGUAAUACAAUUUAUAGAUCAAUGUAUUCUGAAUAGUCAUGAACGUGAUCUGUAAUAUGAAUUAAGAUUCACUAAAAGUUU
This is a messenger RNA of Coccinella septempunctata (seven-spotted ladybird), 640 nucleotides long. RefSeq lists its product as uncharacterized. Lineage: Eukaryota; Metazoa; Arthropoda; Insecta; Coleoptera; Coccinellidae. The coding region runs from base 36 to 458 and encodes 140 amino acids. The record is from RefSeq and is a predicted model, not a curated record. The transcript is spliced from 2 exons.